Molecule: messenger RNA, 2092 nt
Organism: Misgurnus anguillicaudatus (oriental weatherfish)
Lineage: Eukaryota; Metazoa; Chordata; Actinopteri; Cypriniformes; Cobitidae
Gene: ptx3a
Product: pentraxin 3, long a
Biological process (GO): innate immune response
Molecular function (GO): complement component C1q complex binding
Source: RefSeq, a predicted model, not a curated record
ACAGAGCCCCUCCAUCCAGCUCAGUUGAAUCAUAGCUGCAGUUCACUAAACAAGCAGGAGUGCAGCCAACAGAUUGCUCAGCAUCUAACCAAGAGAAUCGUUGAGGGAAGAAAAAUGUGGACAUUACUCCAGGUUGCGUGUCUGCUGGGUUUAUUAUCCGCAGUGGUACCUGAAAGUUACGAAGACAAUUUCCAAGUGCACUAUGACAGCAAUUACAUUAAUGAGUUACCUGAGGACAAACAGACAGAAGAGGAGACCCCCACACCUUCCCCAGAUCCCUGCAAGGGCUCAGCCUUCACCAAGUGGGAUAAACUCUUCACCAUGCUGGAAAAUUCCCAAAUGAAAGAAAACAUGCUCCUGCAGUAUACUGAUGACAUCAUCAAGGUAGAGCUGCAGUCUCUGAGAAAAGAGAUGAUGCAAUUCGUGGCGCAGUACGGCGGCUCGUGCGCGGUGGCGAUUGAGAACUCUGCACGACGGACUGGAGCGCAAAUUGACGCGCGACUGCAGAACGAGCUGGAUCGUUUGCGCAAGGUCUCUGACGACCAGUACGCAAAGUGCGACGAGGUCCUGCAGCAGCUACUUGUAUCUACUGGGAACCAGGCUGCCCAGCUAGAACGGCUGGAGAACGUCUGCCAAAAGUCCACGCAAGGCAAGAGUCUUCAUGCCCGGCAUCUCACGCAUGAGGUGACUGAUGCAGAAAGGCUGGAGAAGGGUCUGGCAACCAUCUAUAGUGAGCUACAAGCCCUUCGGGAACAGAUGACCCUGCACAUGCAGUCACACCUUGCAAAUGGUCUCCCAUCAGGCUGUGACACUGGUCUGCUCUUCCCGAUGCGCUCCUCUACAUCUCAUGUUGAAGUGACACCCAAAAGACCCUUCCUGACCAAUGCGGUUACCAUCUGCCUGUGGGCCAAACCGACUCAGGUUCUUAACAACACCGUCCUCUUCACCUACAGCACGACCGGCAACCCUUACGAACUACAGCUGGUCCUCAAUGGCCAGAGUGUCUUAUUUACCGUGGCUGGCGAAACCCAUUUGGUGGAAGCGUCGAGAGCGGUGCAGGAGGGUCAGUGGGUGCACCUCUGUGCGGUCUGGAGCUCAUGGCAGGGCCUGGCCUCUCUGUGGGUCAACGGUCAACAAGCAGCGAGUUCUCCCGGAGUGGCCGAGGAUCAUGAGCUACGCAGCAAAGGAAGCAUACUUCUGGGGCAGGAGUAUGGACGUUACUUCAGGCAUCUCAGUGUCCAGGACACCUUUGAUGCAGACCAGGGCUUCACAGGGAAGAUGACCGGAGUGAACAUGUGGGAUCGUGUUUUGGAUUCAAAGGAGAUUUCCCAGCAGGCACGGUUGGAUGGGAGUGGUUGUGGUACACGUGGUAAUGUGGUGGCCUGGGGUGUGUCUAACAUCGAACCAAAAGGGGGUGUCAAGUUGAUCUACUAAAUUCUCAAUGGCCUAAACCUCCUGAGCCCUGUACACCGAUUAGAUGAGCUCCUACAACACAUAUUCAGAGACUGCUUUGCUACACGUGCACAUAGUAAUUUUCUUUCAUUUCAGGAAAAUAUGUUGAUUUAGGGUGGAAGUUAAAGCAGUUAUAUUGUAAUAUUGAUGCCAUUGGAGAGACGUCAUAUCAUUUAUUCAUCAUUUUGAAAUUACAAUGUUUUGUUUCGAACACAUUUCUCUAUCAUCAAAGUAUUUAUCUUGUUUGAAAAUGUUUACAUAUUGAUUUGAUCUAUUUGUAAUGUAAUCUUUUAAUGCAUUGUGCUAUUUUUCCUUCUAUAAUAUUUUAAAACUCACAAGCUUAUCUUAUUUGUGAUGAAUAUUUUUAUUUUCCUACAUAAAUACAGCUUAUGAAUGCAUUUCUUUAAAUAUUUGGAAAACGUUUUUAGCUACUUACUUUAUUUUAAUGAUGAAACUCUGGAAAAUGUUUACAAGGUCAAUUGUGACUUUUUUGCUUCCCUUGAUGUGUGAUGUGUAUUAUAAUGUAAAUUGCUUUUUUCUUUUUGUUAAAAGAUGAAUGUAUAAUGUAUAUAGAUAUUUUUCAAUGAGGGUGAGAAAACAAGCCAUAAUAAAACAUUUAAAUAAAGAAAUAUCAUUGUCA